Molecule: messenger RNA, 2409 nt
Organism: Labrus mixtus (cuckoo wrasse)
Lineage: Eukaryota; Metazoa; Chordata; Actinopteri; Labriformes; Labridae
Gene: il1rl2
Product: interleukin-1 receptor type 1
Exons: 11
Coding region: 219-1910 (563 amino acids)
Biological process (GO): signal transduction
Molecular function (GO): interleukin-1 receptor activity
Source: RefSeq, a predicted model, not a curated record
GGGACUUUACUCGGAGAGUUUGCUCCUUGCCUACCUAGUGCGUGCUGUUUGAACUGCAUGUCUCACUUCCCUUUACUGGGAGAACUUAAGCUAGUUCACCCUUCAGGAAAUGUGUCAAGUACCCUGAUUUAUUGCAGAGUACGUGCGACUGAAAACAUGACCAGAGUCUGAAAGCUCACACAAGACUUUUGUGUAAUGGAGCCAGUUUUUGCCAACAGAUGAGGACCAUGGCAGCGGCAGGUUGGGUCUUCCUUCUGGCUGCCCUGUUGUCUCUGGGAUUUGCACACAACCACAGUGGGGAGGCAGAGAUCUACCAUGUAAGUGCUGGACGUCUCUUCAUGCUGAGGUGUCCCGAUGCUGAUUCUCACACCAACAUAACUUGGAGACGAGGUGGGAGACACAACCAGAGCCUGCCUACUGGAGUGGAAGUGAGGGACGGGUUACUGUGGUUUCUACCCGUACAGGUGUCUCAUAAUGGAUCCUACACAUGCGAGAAAAGGGAUGAAACUGGUUCAUUCAGGAUUAAAGUUGGGGUGUCAGUGUCAAGUGGAAAGUGUCCUGAUCCACUAGAGACCAUAUCCAUCCCACAGGCUGUCAGUGACGGUCUGCCUUGCAAACAGAGUGAGAUCUUUGGGUUGAAUAGCACAAGGAGUAUACGAUGGAUGAAGGACUGCGGCCCUGUGAAUCGUCAGGGAGAGCCCAUCUCUGUGGAAGAGGAUGGUUUCAUGAGACUGCUGUCAGCCUCACGGGGGGAUGCUGGGAUUUACACCUGCCUGGUGGAUAUAAGCUUAGACGGCAGGAAUUACACGGCGGCACGCAGCAUCAAGCUAACUAUUACUGACGGAACAGUUACUCCAGAGGCCAAGGUUGUGACCCCUCAACAGGAAGUGGUCAUAGUUGAAGUGGGCAAAACAGGAGGAAAAGCUGAGCUGAAGUGUUUGGCUUACAUCGGCUUCAGAGAGGACAUUGAGGAUGACAUUUACUGGACUGUUGGCGGGACCUUCGUUGAGGAUAAUGAGGGAUUCCAAGAGUCCUGGAAAUAUUCGCAUGUCAGUGGCCGUGUGUACGGUAUGUCCACUCUGAUUAUCUCCAAGGUCCACCGUCGAUUCUUGAACGUCCCCAUCGGCUGCCAUGUUAUGACCCUAAAUGGAGUGAAAGUCGGCUUUGUGCAUCUUCAAGAAGCGGACCGCAGCGCCCUCUACACCAGCUUGGCUCUCUGCAUCCUCGUCCCGCUAACCGUUCUGAUCCUGGCGACUGCCCUCAUCUUCUUUAGAAUCGAUCUGGUGCUGGCUUACAGGAAACUGUCGAGAGGUUUCGCAAAACAACAAGCUCCAGAUGGGAAGCUCUAUGAUGCCUAUGUGAGUUUCAUGCACCCUGACACUCAGAGUUUGGCAGAGACGGCGAGGUUCGCAAUGCAGAUCCUGCCCGAGGAGCUGGAAAACAAACACGGCUUCUCCCUGUACAUCAGGGGACGAGACGACUGCCCCGGAGAAGCGGUGCAUGAUGCUGUAGCUGCUACACUGAGCCAGUGUCGCAGACUGAUACUUAUCCUGUCACCUUUGGAGAAAUCCUGCAGUGAAGUCAAAACCGAAGAAGUUCCCAUAUGUGACAACCUGAACCAGCUGUGUUACGAGCACAAAGUCGGCCUUUAUGACGCUUUGACUCGGAACAGCCUGCGAGUGAUUCUGGUGGAGAUCGACGGCCCGGUGGAUUACAGUCUCCUGCCAGAGUCUCUGCGCUACAUAAAGAGGAAACAAGGAGCUCUGAAGUGGAGGACCACCUCAGCUGGAGUCCAUAAACUCAAGAAAUUAGACUCUAACAGAAAACUGUGGAAGAAUCUGAGGUACCAUAUGCCGUCAGUGCCUACAGGGAGACUCAAGACUGAAGUGAAAACAGGUCACUUAUGCUGAAGUUUUAAAGAUUUUUUUUGUUUGUUACUUCAGGAUCUUUGGGCACAUUUCCUCGGAAAGAUGUUUGGAUAAAUGGAUACCAAAUGGGGUUGUUAUCUGUACACGUACUGUAAUUAAGUCAGUACUAAGUUGACUUGCUAAUACUCAAGGAAUUUUCCUGUUGUGUGCAGGCAGGUCGAAAAAAACAACUGCUGGAUUUCCUCCUGGUAUAAAGCCGGCAUUUCAUAGAACAGGCUGUGUUCCACAGAUGCCGGAGUGUCUUUAUUCACUGGAACUGUCAUUCUCUAUUUAUCAAAGGGGUUACAACUUUAACAUAAUAAGGAGAUUUUUUUUUUUUUUUACUACAUUUUCUUUCCCACCUUGGCAAAUACUUUGUAAAAAUCCAAAACGUGAAGAAGAAGAAAACAGAUCAGCUCAUAAGUUUUCAGAAGGUUGAUAAUGAUCAGAAGAGGAUGUAAAGGUCACAGAUAUCAGCACAGUUGUAGUGCAUAAGAACUUU